Messenger RNA from Yamadazyma tenuis ATCC 10573, 3411 nucleotides. NCBI's taxonomy places the organism in Eukaryota, Fungi, Ascomycota, Pichiomycetes, Serinales, Debaryomycetaceae. The record is from RefSeq and is a predicted model, not a curated record.
AUGUUGCAAGCAAUCAAACCUAUGCUCCGUCAGCUUGCACCAGCGCGGCCUACUGCCCGCUUCGUAUUGGCCCAACUGCUGGCCACCUACCCAGGUGCUCAGCUCUUGAAAAACUUUGAAGGUGACAAAGCACAGCAUCUUGUCGACGUCUCCAAGGUGUUGGUGAUCGGUUCCGGAGGGCUCUCCAUCGGCCAGGCGGGAGAAUUCGAUUAUUCGGGUUCCCAGGCCAUCAAAGCGUUGAAAGAAGCCAAUAAGCAGAGUAUUUUGAUCAACCCUAAUAUCGCCACCAAUCAGACAUCCCAUGCUUUGGCAGAUGAAAUCUACUACUUGCCGGUGACCGCCGAAUACAUCACGUACAUCAUUGAAAGAGAACAACCCGAUGGAAUUUUGUUGACGUUUGGCGGUCAAACUGCGUUGAACGUCGGGGUUAAAUUGGAUAAAAUGGGGGUUUUCGAGCGGUACAACGUCAAGGUGUUGGGUACGCCCAUCAAGACGUUGGAGACAUCCGAGGACCGUGACUUGUUUGCCCAGGCGUUGAAUGAAAUCAAUAUCCCCAUCGCUGAGUCCAUUGCCGUGGAAACAGUGGACGAUGCUUUGGCAGCAGCCGAAGAAGUUGGAUACCCCAUCAUCGUCCGGUCCGCCUACGCGUUGGGAGGUUUGGGCUCAGGGUUCGCCAACAAUAAAGACGAGUUGAGAAACCUCGCUUCCCAGUCGUUGUCGUUGGCACCCCAGAUCUUGGUGGAAAAAUCCUUGAAAGGGUGGAAAGAAGUGGAAUAUGAAGUGGUCAGAGACCGUGUUGAUAACUGUAUCACCGUGUGUAACAUGGAGAACUUUGACCCGUUGGGAAUCCACACGGGAGACUCCAUCGUGGUGGCCCCAUCGCAGACGCUUUCGGAUGAAGAGUAUCAUAUGUUGAGAAGCGCAGCCAUCAAGAUCAUUAGACACUUGGGAGUUGUGGGAGAAUGUAACGUACAAUAUGCUUUACAGCCCGAUGGACUCGACUACCGAGUCAUUGAAGUCAACGCCCGGUUGUCGAGAUCAUCGGCAUUGGCGUCCAAAGCUACUGGUUACCCAUUGGCCUACACGGCUGCUAAAAUCGCCUUGGGUCACACUUUACCCGAAUUACCCAACCCUGUUACCAGAACCACAUCCGCCAACUUCGAGCCUUCAUUGGAUUAUAUGGUCACCAAGAUUCCCAGAUGGGAUUUGGCCAAAUUUCAGCACGUGAAGAGAGAUAUUGGAUCUGCUAUGAAAUCGGUGGGUGAGGUGAUGGCCAUCGGCAGAAACUUUGAGGAAUCGUUUCAAAAGGCCAUCAGACAAGUGGACCCAUCAUUUGUUGGAUUCCAAGGUGAUCAUUUUGAAGACUUGGACGAUGCUUUGGCCAACCCUACCGAUAGAAGAUGGUUGGCGGUGGGUCAGGCUUUAUUACAUGAAAACUAUACGGUUGACCGCGUGCACGAGUUGCUGAAAAUCGACAAGUGGUUCUUAUACAAAUUGAUGAAUAUCGUCAACAUGUACCGGGAAUUAGAAGCAGCCACCACUCUUGCUAACAUUAACAGUGAUUUGAUGCAGAGAGCCAAAAAAUUGGGUUUCUCCGAUAAGCAAAUCGCUCUUUGUGUGGGAUCACAGGAAUUGGAGGUUAGGGCCGUCAGAAAACUGUACGGGCUAGUGCCGUUUGUCAAGAAAAUCGACACUUUGGCGGCCGAGUUUCCAGCGAACACAAACUACUUGUACACCACCUACAAUGCCACCUCCUCCGACUUGGACUUCAAUGACAAAGGAACCAUGGUAUUGGGUCUGGGGGUUUACCGGAUCGGGUCGUCGGUCGAGUUCGACUGGUGUGCCGUGUCCACCGCCAGAGCUCUCCGUCAGUCUGGUCACAAGACCAUCAUGAUCAACUACAACCCCGAAACCGUGUCCACUGAUUUUGACGAGGUCGACCGGUUAUAUUUUGAAGAGCUUUCCUUGGAAAGAGUGCUUGAUAUCUACGAGUUGGAAACCGCCAGCGGCGUGGUCGUCAGUGUUGGGGGUCAGUUGCCCCAGAACAUCGCAUUGGCGUUGCAAAACAACGGGUGCAAUGUGUUGGGAACCGACCCGGAAGACAUCGACAAGGCUGAAGACCGUCACAAGUUCUCCCAGAUCUUGGACUCCAUCGGUGUUGACCAGCCCCAAUGGAAGGAGUUGACGUCCAUCGCUGAGGCCGAGGCUUUUGCCAACGAUGUCGGGUACCCGGUGUUGGUGCGUCCCUCGUACGUGUUGAGUGGUGCGGCAAUGUCUGUCAUCAACAGUCAGAACGAGUUGGAGGCCAAGUUAUCCAACGCCUCCAAAGUGUCUCAGGACCAUCCAGUGGUGAUUUCUAAGUUCAUUGAAGGGGCCCAAGAAAUCGAUAUUGACGGGGUGGCCAGUGACGGCCAAGUGUUGGUGCACGCGGUGUCAGAACAUGUGGAAAAUGCCGGGGUUCACUCAGGUGAUGCUACCUUGGUGUUGCCUCCACAGCAGUUGUCACCAGUGGUGAUGGCCCGGUUGAAGGAAAUCGCCGAUAAGGUGGCCCAUGCCUGGAAGAUCACCGGACCGUUCAACAUGCAAAUCAUCAAAGACGACCAAAAUGGCCUGUUGGACGAUGCCACCUGUGCGUUGAAAGUCAUCGAAUGUAAUAUCCGGGCGUCCAGAUCGUUCCCAUUUGUGUCCAAGGUGUUGGGAGUCAACUUCAUCGACGUGGCUGUCAAGGCCUUGAUCAAGCAUGAGGUACCUGCUCCAGUGGAUUUGAUGAACAAGAACUACGGGUGGGUUGCCACCAAGGUUCCCCAAUUCUCCUUCACUCGGUUGGCGGGUGCCGACCCAUUCUUGGGAGUGGAAAUGUCCUCCACUGGAGAAGUGGCUUGUUUUGGUGAAGAUGUCAAUGAGGCCUACUGGACUUCGAUUCAGUCGACCAUGAACUUUAAGUUGCCUACUCCCGGCCAAGGAAUUCUUUUUGGUGGAGACUUGACCAACGAUAAGUUGGGACAUGUGGCAGCAUUGGUGUCCGAUUUGGGCUACCAUUUCUUCAGUGCCGAUGAUGCAACGGUGGAGUACUUGGUCAAAUAUACCAACCAACCAGUGGAAACCAUCGAGUUUCCCAAAACCGACAAGAGGGCCUUGAGGGAAAUCUUCCAGAAGCAUGACAUCGGGGCCGUGUUCAACUUGGCCCGUGCCCGGGCUGAAGACUUGUUGGAUAAGGACUAUGUCAUGAGAAGAAAUGCCAUUGACUUUGGUAUUCCCUUGUUCAACGAGCCCAACACCACCAAGUUGUUUGCCGAGUGUUUGAAAAAGUAUAUUGCUGCCAAGCCCUCUUUCGACGUCACCCCUGAAACGGUAGUUAUCCCUCAGGAGGUCAAGAGAUGGAGUGAGUUCAUUGGUGGAAAGCCUGUGUAG